This is a messenger RNA of Microthlaspi erraticum, 1749 nucleotides long. NCBI's taxonomy places the organism in Eukaryota, Viridiplantae, Streptophyta, Magnoliopsida, Brassicales, Brassicaceae. The record is from the annotation of a GenBank genome assembly.
AUGGGCGAUAACGGCAACCCGAACAUGGCUGCUCAGUUGCAGCAGCUUCAGCAGCAGAUCGAGCAGAUGCGGAAGGCUCAACAAGAUCGAGAACCGCAACCUCGUCCUGCUAUUGGAGACAAGGACAAUCCGCACACCUUCUAUCAAAACCGGUCUGCGAUUGUCCCUCCAAACGUGCAGAGGCAAGACUUCGAGAUCAAGCCCGGCAUGAUCGCUCUAGUCAAGGAUCACAUCUUCCAUGGACUUCCUGCUGAGAUUCCUGCGGACCAUAUCCAGAACUUUGAGGAGAUAUGCAGCACGACUGGUUCGAAUGGAGUACCGGCUGACUUUCUGAAGUGCAAGCUAUUCCCAUUCUCACUUGCCAACAAAGCAUCUCGCUGGCUGAAGUCAUUACCACCUGGGUCUUUGACUUCAUGGGACCAAGUUAGAGCAGCUUUCCUGGACCACUUCUACACGAAGUCCAAGAAUGCAGCUCUAAGGACGAAGAUCGCAUCUUUCCAGCAGUAUGAUGGAGAAGCUUUCUGCGAAGCAUGGGAGAGAUACAAGGAGUGCCGAAGAGAGUGCCCUCAUCACGGAUACUCUGACGAGCAGAUCCUGAGCAUCUUCUAUGAUGGAGUCAACUGGGACUACAGGAACGCUUUGAACGCAGCCAGCAAUGGCGAUUUCAUGACGAAGUCCAAGGAAGGUGCAUUCGAGCUGAUCGAGAAUCUUGCAGCGAGCUCGAGCAACAAGAACGCUGAGUACGACAGAACAGUGAGCACUGUAUCUGUCAAAGGAAGCAGUGCUGAUGCGAAGAAGAUUGAGGAGCUCACAGCUAAGGUGAAUCUAUUGAUGAAGGCGCAGCAGAAGUCUGUUCAUUUUGUUGACGAGAACGAUGAUGCACCUAUCUCUCAAGAGUUUGGAGGAGAAGAGGAUGACGAUGAUCAGAUGGAGGUCAACUAUGUGAAUGGGCAACCUUUUGUGCCUAACCGUGGUUUCAACUCGAACUACAGAAACCAUCCGAACAUGUCCUACAGGAGCACCAACGUCGAGAACCCUCAGGAUCAGAAUCGUUCUCAAGGUGGUAACCAACAGAAGGCGCAGUUCAGCAAUCAGCAACAACCUUCAGGUUCAUCGAACAACUCGAACGAUGAGCUUAAGGGUAUGAUGCAGCAGAUGUUGAUGAACCAGCAGAAGUCCACUGCGGAGACACACUUGAAGAUAGACACCAUGUACAACGAUCUGAAUGGGAAGUACGAAGCUGUGUGGACUCACGUGAAGAAGCUGGAUGUCCAAGUAGCUCAAACCGCUGAAGCUGUGAAGAGACCUCAGGAACCCUUCCUGGGAAAGGAGAGCAAACCCCAGGAACGAGGCAGGCAAGGAGAAAGCCGACGAGAACUGGAAGAUGAAGCCGAAGUCGAUCGAGCUGCAUCCAGCGGACUCGAUCGAGCUGGUGAAGACGCUUCGUCGUCUCAGGAACCCGUAGCUGAUUUACCUACUCCUGCAGCUGCAGAGACUGCUCCAGCCCGAGCUUACGCACCUAAGGUGCCUUACCCUGUUCCACGGAAGAAGUCCAGAAAAGACUUGGAGGAUGCUAAGUGUAAGGAGAUGCUGAAGGACUUGACUGUGAAGCUGCCUCUGUCUGAUGCUGUUCAGAUGAUUCCUGCUCUGAAGAAGUACAUGAAGGAGCUGAUAUCUGGGAAGGUAGCUGAGGAUGAGAACGUCAUGCUAGUGUCGAGGAGUGCAGCGCUGUGCUGCAGAACAAGGUGA